Molecule: messenger RNA, 2474 nt
Organism: Columba livia (rock pigeon)
Lineage: Eukaryota; Metazoa; Chordata; Aves; Columbiformes; Columbidae
Gene: STUM
Product: stum, mechanosensory transduction mediator homolog
Exons: 4
Coding region: 132-533 (133 amino acids)
Source: RefSeq, a predicted model, not a curated record
GGGAGGGGUCCGCGGAGGGGGGCGCGCGGGCGCGCGCACCCGUGCGCAGGCGGGGCCGCGCAGCGGCGGCGGGAGCGCGCGGCGGCAGCUGGGAGCCCGCCGGGGCACCGGCAGCCUCGGCCGCGCCGGCCAUGGAGCCCUUCCCCAAAGACGGCGAGAGCGCGGCGGCCGCGGAGCCCAGCCGGGGCGCUGCCCCCUCCAGCGGGGUGGUGGUGCAGGUCCGGGAGAAGAAGGGCCCCCUGCGUGCCGCCAUCCCCUACAUGCCGUUCCCCGUGGCUGUCAUCUGCCUCUUCCUCAACACCUUCGUGCCGGGGCUGGGAACGUUUGUAUCUGCUUUCACCGUGCUGUGCGGAGCCCGGACCGACCUCCCUGACCGGCACAUGUGUUGUGUCUUCUGGCUGAACAUCGCCGCUGCUCUCAUUCAGAUCCUGACGGCCAUCGUGAUGGUUGGCUGGAUUAUGAGUAUAUUUUGGGGGAUGGACAUGGUCAUUCUCGCAAGCUACAAGGAACAGGGGAUCCCACAGCAGCUGUAGUGGCUGGGACAAGUAUGUUCCGAGAAACACGGCGAGAGAUUUCCUUGGGCAGCUGUGGGCCGUGGACCUUUUCAUUACCCUUUGUCUUUCUUCUUCUUCCUUUUGUUUUGUUUCCUGCUGUUUGAACCUGGUUCAUCUGCCCGUCCAGCCGAGCGGAGGUGCAGAGCAGCCGGCGGAGACUUGCACUGAUCCCAUUGAGCAGCCAGCAGCGAUGGGGCAAGCACGGCGUGGGUUCGGACUGGUCCCGGCCAGCACGCGGUGGGCAGCUGAUGAGGAGGAAGGUUCCAGGAGAAGGAAACACCCUUGGCAAAGGUGGCACCUGGGCAGGCAGCUGAGCUGGGGGAGCGCGAGAUCCUGCUUUCUCUCUCCUCCCAGGGGGAAGUAGCUGAAGACAUUUUGCCUCCUUUUAAUGCUCACCAUUAAAGGAAACCGGCUGUGAACACCAAAUGCCAAGGAGCUAUUAAUAGAUAUAUGUACAGUAUGUAAAAGCAAACCAGUGGUAUUUUUUCCCAAGCCUGAGAGUCCAUCCUUGACUGCUUUGUGGUAGCAGAGGGCUCAGAUCAGCUUUCUCUGCUCUCUGCGUACAUAUGAUGCUCAAUGAAGCUCUGUCCUUGCAGAUGUCUUGAGAAACGUGCUUGCUGUAAAUCGUAUUGUACCGCUGAACUGAGUGGGGCCAUCCCCUGCCUCCAUCCUCUGACAACACCAUGUGAAGACCAGACCUCCCACCAGCCCCUAGGGAGACUUUAUCACAAAACCUGUGCCCCGCAGCACCUUGCCUCUACCAUGGUGGGCACAGCCGCCUGCUGUCAAAAGCUUCUAGUGUAAAACAAUACUGGGGGAGACAAAAAAAAAAAAAAAGGAAGAAAAUAUACUUUUCCUCCCCUCUCCCUGAAAGGGACUUUCCGGCAGCAUCUCUGUGCUUUGGAAAAAGGUCCCAUGAUCCCAUGACAGCACGGCGUGUUCACGUGGCUGAAGCAGCGUCCUCACUCUGCUUCCCUGGGGGCCAAAUUAAUCACCAAGCGCUUUUACACCUCUCUCUGGAGCGCCGCAAAGGGAGGCCACCUCUUCUGGGACACCCAAAAACACCGGGGCUGGAUAACUCACCCCACACUUGCGGGAGCCAUGGUAUCCCCCUAACGCCCACCAUGCCGUAUCACAACACCGUGCCUCCUCACCGGCACAGACAGAGGUCACAGCCAGUGAAAACUUGUUCUGGUCAAAGGCACACGGCAUCCGGCUAUCCCGUUAUCAUCUUCUGCUCUAUAAAUAUAGAUGUUUUAGGUGCAAGUUUUACAGCUAAAGAGUAACGAAGAAUAAAUGCAAUUGCUUCAUCCUCAUCUGCCAGCAACACAGUGUUUUCUGCUGCUCUUUCCUGACUCUGAAAACCAGAUUUCUCAAAAAAAAGGGCUUUAAUGAAAUAGCUCCUUGGUACUUGAACCCAGCUGGGCUGAACAGCUGAUUUACUACUCUGUGGAAAGCAGUUCCAGGUAGGAACCAGACCAAAUGUCUUUUUGAAAUUUGUGGCCAGUCGUAAACUAGUUUCAUUCUGGGUCAGCCCAACCAUUUCAACACAGAGCACGUUAACCUUUUUUCUAACUUCGUUGGUGUUGCUAAAUCCGUACUCACCAUGGAAAAGGUGCUAUGGCAGAUGGCCCCUGCCCUCCUGGCCCUUUGCCCGCCUGACCACGCUUGCCACGGGGGUUUGGCAUCACUUUGGGCCACAGCACAUGUGCUUGUCCAUUGAGGACAGAAAGGUGAGCGGAGCUUUGUGCCAGGAGCGGCUCCAGCACACAGCCGUGUGGUGGCGAGUGUUGGACAUGCAAGGUGCCUCCACCCGUGCCCCAUCCUGUGCUUCACCAGACAAAGCUGCAUGUUUCUCCCUACGUGCAUCAUUGACUGUCACACGUUUUAUUAAAGACCUUUCAGUUCUGCUGGAAAUCA